Molecule: messenger RNA, 1236 nt
Organism: Pollicipes pollicipes
Lineage: Eukaryota; Metazoa; Arthropoda; Thecostraca; Pollicipedomorpha; Pollicipedidae
Product: soluble guanylate cyclase 88E-like
Biological process (GO): cGMP biosynthetic process; response to oxygen levels; nitric oxide-cGMP-mediated signaling
Cellular component (GO): guanylate cyclase complex, soluble
Molecular function (GO): nitric oxide binding; guanylate cyclase activity; oxygen sensor activity
Source: RefSeq, a predicted model, not a curated record
AUGCGGCAAGAUCGGGUGGCGCGGCACUUCUACGACACCGAGAUGAAGAUCGAGCUGGUGCGCGAAGACUCCUUCAUGGACUCGUUCCACGUGACGUUUCAGCUGACGUUCGACAACCAAGCUUACCGCGAGGCGCACUCGUUCCAGCUGGUGCGGGACGAGCAGAGCCUGCCCAUCAGAGCCAGCAUCAUCGAGCUGUUUCCAUUCUCCAUUGCCUUCACGGCUGACCUGACGGUGCGAAACCUCGGCCAGUCGAUUCUCACCAUCCUGCCGGACCUGCUGGGAAAGCGGCUCAACGACUGGUUCGACCUGGUCCGCCCCCUGGUCGAGUUCCGCUUCGCAUCCAUUUUGAAGAAAACCAAUAACAUUUUUGAGCUCAUUUCCAUCGACGCACCAUCCCAGCUGAACAGCAUGAGCACCAAUGGGAAGGACGGUCUGCACCCAGAAGUUGACGAUGCGACCAUGAUCAGGGAGAAGAACCUCCGCCUGAAAGGUCAGAUGAUGUACUUCGACGAUUGGAAGAUGAUCCUGUUUCUGGGCACGCCGGUCAUGCCCGACCUGGAGGCCAUGAUCCAUACGGGGCUGUUCAUCAACGACCUCUCCAUGCACGACUUCAGCAGGGAUCUGAUGCUGGCCGGCACGCAGCAGUCGAUCGAGCUGAAGCUGGCGCUCGACCAGGAGCAGCUCAAGUCCAAGAAGCUGGAGGAGUCGAUGCGCAAGCUGGACGAGGAGAUGCGCCGCACGGACGAGCUGCUGUACCAGAUGAUUCCCAAGGAGGUGGCCAACCGCCUGCGGAAGGGCGAGAACCCGGUGGACACGUGUGAGGUGUUCGACAGCGUCACCAUCAUCUUCUCUGACGUGGUCACCUUCACCGAGAUCUGCAGCCGGCUCUCACCCAUGCAGGUGGUCUCCAUGCUGAACUCCAUGUACUCCAUCUUCGACCAGCUGACGGAGCUCAACGAAGUCUACAAGGUCGAGACGAUCGGCGACGCCUACAUGGUGGUGGCCGGUGCGCCCGAGAAACGCGAUAACCACGCCGAGCGUAUCUGCGACAUGGCGCUCGACAUGGUGGAGGGCAUCACAGGCCUGACGGAUCCGUCCACAGGUAACCAUAUCCAGAUCCGAGUGGGCGUGCACUCCGGCACGGUGGUGGCCGGCGUGGUGGGGCUGAAGAUGCCGCGCUACUGCCUGUUCGGCGACACGGUCAACACAGGGAGCCUCUCGGCCUACUCGUAG